Canariomyces notabilis is the source of this 2173-nucleotide messenger RNA. Its product is annotated as glycoside hydrolase family 125 protein. Bases 351 to 2009 code for a protein of 552 amino acids. Lineage: Eukaryota; Fungi; Ascomycota; Sordariomycetes; Sordariales; Chaetomiaceae. Gene Ontology annotation, biological process: carbohydrate metabolic process. The record is from RefSeq and is a predicted model, not a curated record. The transcript is spliced from 4 exons.
CCCGGAGGCCCGCUGCAGUGGUUAGGUGACUCGCAGAUGCCGUCAGUGCGUGUAACGGCUGAAGCUACUCCGUACCGUACAGUACCUUUAGCUACCUGCCCUUUUAGCCGCAGGGAACGCCUGUCUGCUUUCAUCCAGAAGGUCCAGCCAACUAAGAUAACUCGCACACGCAGAGCUGGCUGGCGCGACCUAGCCAGAUCAUUUACUCGGGGAUGGGGUGCUAGCGAGGCGAUGCUCUGUUCUGGACGCGAAGCCGGAUCCAUUGUCUAUAUUCCGAAUAUCAAUUGGGUCACAGUUCCACGACUUCUUGACACGCCCUGUACUGCCACCAACACGCAUAUCCAGGCGCCAUGGCUCGUACUUCGUGGCGCACGCUCUUCUUAGCACUGCUGGUGCGGUUCCCGGCACUGGUAGCAGGCCAGGAUGACAGACAGGGGCCGUUGAGUGGGAAGUUCGACAGGGCAGCUUGUCCGGACUAUACAAUAUAUGCUGCAUACCCGCAUCCUCCCGCAAGUGAUGGGCCGCUCGGGCUCCCAUUCCAGCGACCGGAUCCUCGUUGCCGCAGCUUUCGGUCGGAUGCUAUCGAGAAAGUCAUAACCGACAUUACCUCGCGAAUGAAGGAUGCCGAUCUCGCGCGGCUGUUCGAGAAUGCGUUCCCAUCAACAACCGACACAACGGUCCAAUUCCACACCGACGGGCGAGACGAGAAGAUCAAGGAGAGGUUGCGCCACCGCAGGGAACGGGAUGCUUGGAUCGAGGAGGGUGAGUGGGAAGGACCCCAGUCCUUCAUUAUCACAGGAGAUAUCCUUGCCGAAUGGCUGCGCGAUAGCACCAACCAAUUGAAGCCGUACCAGGCUUUGGCGGCAAAGGACCCGGCCAUCUACCAGCUCAUUCUCGGCGCCAUCAACACUCAAAGCGAGUAUGUGAUCCAGUCGCCCUACUGCAACGCCUUCCAGCCGCCCCCCAUCUCCGGCCUCCCCGCCAGCAUGAACGGACAAGAGGACUCGGUGCACCCAAUGUACGAGCCGAGCGUCGUCUUCGAGUGCAAGUACGAGCUGGACUCCCUCGCCCACUUCCUCGCAUUGGGCAACGAGUUCCACCGGCGGACCGGCAGUACCGAGUUCAUAACGCGGCGGUGGCGCAAGGCGCUCUCCAAUGUCCUCGACGUGCUCGACUCGCAGAGCAGAAGCACCUUCGACCCAGAGACGGGCCACUACUCGCACAAUGAGUACACGUUCCAGCGGCACACCAACACGGGGACCGAGACGCUCAACCUCAACGGCAUCGGCAACCCGCUGAACAACGGCACGGGCCUCGUGCGCUCCGCCUUCCGUCCCAGCGAUGACGCCACCAUCUUUGGCUUCUUUAUCCCCGCCAACGCGCAGAUGGCCGUCGAGCUGAAGCGCACGGCCGCCGUGCUCAAGUUCACGGGGAGGGCCGCCGACGCGGAGCUGGCGCAGACCCUCGAGGAGCGCAGCCAGCGCAUAAAUGACGGCAUAUGGGAGCACGGCGUCGUGAAGCACCGCAAGUACGGCGACGUUUUCGCCUACGAGGUGGAUGGCUAUGGCAGCUCGCUGCUCAUGGACGACGCGAAUUACCCGAGCUUGUUGGCGCUGCCGCUGAUGGGUUUCGUUAAAGAGGAUGACCCGACGUAUCGGAAUACUAGGCGGAUGUUGUUGGAGAAGGCUGGGAAUCCGUACUAUCUUGAGGGGAGCCAGUUCAAGGGUAUCGGGGGACCGCACAUCGGAUUACAGAAUGCGUGGCCCAUGAGUCUGCUGGUCCAGGCGCAGACUUCAGAUGACGACGAGGAGAUCCUCGAGUGCCUGGAGCUGGUGCUCAAGUCGAGCAAGCUUGGUCUAGUGCAUGAGAGUGUCGAUGUGAAUUAUUCGCAUUCAUAUACACGGAGUUGGUUUGCUUGGGCGAAUGGCGUUUUUGCAGAGACUAUCCUGGAUUUGGCGAAACGGAAACCGCACUUGAUAUUCAAGGACUCAAGGGCCUAUGAGCUAUAAAAUGGAGACCGGUACGUUGAAUGAGGCUGCUUAUACCUGUGACGGUUGUUGGUUAAGGCAACAGUGGGCUAGGCUAUGAUUAAUGUAAGCCUGCUACCCAGCUUGGGUAUGGGAACAGGAACCUGGAAGCCAGGGGUAGCGGUAGGCAAAUUCUUGCAAAUCCC